AAACUUGUGAUAGAGAAGAGUCUGACGACCAUAUAUGAAGCCCCCAAUCGGAGUGCGCCCGUCGGCGUGAGCGAGGCGGAUAUAAAGCCCUCCCGUGAGCCUAUCCCGGACGCCGAGCCGCUGGACGACCCGUUGGACAUAGCGCCGCAUAUACGCUCCAGAUACUUUAGGGAGAACAUCUAUCCCUACGCCGCGCGGAUGCGCUCCAGAGAAUACUACGAACACAAGCUACCGCUUCAGAUAGAACUGAUUAAGCUGCAGAACUGGAUGCGCGACUCCGGCGAGCGGGCGAUUAUCCUAUUCGAGGGGCGCGACGCCGCGGGCAAGGGCGGCGCGAUAACGCGCUUUAUGGAGCACUGGAACCCUCGCACCGCCCGUGUGGUCGCGCUGGACAAGCCAUCGGAUGUGGAGUUGGGGCAGUGGUACUUCCAGCGAUACAUCCGAAACUUUCCGACCGCAGGCGAGAUUGUCCUCUUUGACCGUUCAUGGUAUAACCGCGCGGGCGUCGAGCGGGUGAUGGGCUUCUCCACCGACCCUGAGUACAGGCUGUUCAUGCGGCAUGUGCCGAUGCUGGAGAGGAUGAUAGUUGACAGCGGCAUCCACCUCAUAAAACUCUACUUCUCUGUGAGCCAGAAGGAACAGCUCAGAAGAUUCGAGAAACGCGCCAAGGACCCGCUUAAGCAGUGGAAGGUCAGUCCGAUAGACAUACUCUCGAAAGACAAGUGGCGGGAGUACACCGAGGCGAAGGAGGCUAUGUUCCUUCUGACCAACUUCGAGGUGGCUCCCUGGAGUAUCAUCAAGUCCGACGACAAGAAGCGCGCCAGGAUCAACGCCAUGCGCCAUGUGCUCAACAUCAUGGACUACGAGGGCAAGGAUCCGACGGUAGCCUACGCCCCCGACCCUUCGAUAGUCGCCUAUUCCCACGAAGUCUAUACGGCAGGUGCGCCAAUCGGAUAG
Geodia barretti is the source of this 957-nucleotide messenger RNA. NCBI's taxonomy places the organism in Eukaryota, Metazoa, Porifera, Demospongiae, Tetractinellida, Geodiidae. The record is from the annotation of a GenBank genome assembly.